AUGAACAACGAACGCGAUGUCAACUCUGCGAAGUCGGCUGACAUGCCCCCGGGAAUGGCACCAAUGAGUGAUACUCGAGCAAAAUCAAUUGAGGACUCUUUGCAGCGCAGCAAGGAGUUCCGAGACAUGUGUCCGGACGUCGACUUUGGCGGAGGCGUCAUCGAACCCACAGUCAACCUCACUUUUGACCUGAAGGGGAAAGUCGACGAAGAAAACCGAAAGCGCCAUGAGGGGCUGAUGACGGAGAUGUUCGAGCACGUGGCUGAGCCCGCUCAGGCUGAACACUUCUUCUGGAAGGCAAGGGAGUGCCUGGAAGCUUAG
Molecule: messenger RNA, 321 nt
Organism: Colletotrichum gloeosporioides
Lineage: Eukaryota; Fungi; Ascomycota; Sordariomycetes; Glomerellales; Glomerellaceae
Exons: 2
Coding region: 1-321 (106 amino acids)
Source: RefSeq, a predicted model, not a curated record